Molecule: messenger RNA, 480 nt
Organism: Wasmannia auropunctata (little fire ant)
Lineage: Eukaryota; Metazoa; Arthropoda; Insecta; Hymenoptera; Formicidae
Exons: 2
Molecular function (GO): nucleic acid binding
Source: RefSeq, a predicted model, not a curated record
AUGUCGAAAAAGAAAAGUCUCGAAAAGCAGCAGCUGAUCGAGGAACUGCAUGCUCCCGCGAGAAGAAAUUUUCCACGAAGACGCGUCAUAAUUUGCGGAUACGAUGACCUGUGGCAGGCGGAUGUGGUCGAGAUGCGUCCUUAUACGCGAUUCAACAGAGGCUACCACUACAUUCUCACCGUUAUCGAUGUGCUGAGUAAGCAUGCAUGGGCCGUACCUCUCAAGGCCAAGAGCGGAAUAAUGAAGGCAUCAGUCGUCGAGCGGUUCAAUCGUACGUUGAAAAACAGUAUGUGGAAGCAGUUUACAUACAAUAAAAACUAUAGAUGGAUCGAUUUGCUACCGCGUCUCAUGUCUGAAUACAACGCGCGAAAGCAUCGAACUAUCGGUAUGCGACCCAUCGACGUCACUCCCACAAUCGCCAACAAGCUCUUGGCCUUGAGAGGUACGGCCCAUGCAUGCUUACUCAGCACAUCGAUAACG